This is a messenger RNA of Colias croceus (clouded yellow), 2374 nucleotides long. RefSeq lists its product as uncharacterized. Lineage: Eukaryota; Metazoa; Arthropoda; Insecta; Lepidoptera; Pieridae. Bases 25 to 2238 code for a protein of 737 amino acids. The record is from RefSeq and is a predicted model, not a curated record. The transcript has 13 exons.
AAACUAUUUACAAUAUUUUGCGUGAUGCUAUCCAGAGGCGCUCUAGUACGAGAUUUACAUACAGACAGGAGUAAGAUCCUCGAUGAUUACUGUCCAAAAACUGAACAUUGUGAGGAGGGGACACAUGUCAUGUGCAUGUAUUAUAAUCCUAAAACCAUUAUGGGACCACAAUGCCACAAAUCAAAGGACAUCCAUAUCAGCCCUGACGAUGCCAUGCAAUUUGUUGAUUUAGCUAAUGUAGUUCGAGGGCAUAUAGCGAAAGGAGAGGAAAUCGGUAAGGACGGGGUCAAACUACCCCGCGCUUACGGGAUGUUUAAAGUGGAAUGGGAUGAAGAGCUCGCAACUUUUGCGCAAGUGUUGGCGAAUCAGUGUAUUUUAAGACAUGACAUGUGUAGAGCAUCUAAGCGUUUCCCCGAGCCCGGUCAAACGGCCGGCAUAGUCCGGUUCACGUUCCCGGACUGGUACUCUCUAUAUGACGCUGAGAACUCCACAGCAGGUCUGACGAAUGAUAAGCUGGUGUAUGGAGUGCAGCAUAUCUUCCAGACGUGGUACGCGUUGAAGGAAUAUGUUAGCCCUGACAUGAUUAGAAAGUAUCCUGAUUGGGCUGUAGACACAGACAAAGCAGCGGGGCGACUCUAUCUAGAGAUGAUAAAUGGUAAAUCCACUCGCAUAGGUUGUGGAUUGUCAGCAUACGCAGCAUAUGCUUACCAUGCUAAUAAUGCAGACUUGACUUAUAACAACAUACAAAUAAUAUGCAACUAUUCCACCCGGAGUCGUCCUGGCGAAGAGGUAUAUAACAUGAAACCUCCAACGAGCAACGAUAUAGGCUACACCUUACGAUGCGGCUGUCCUGUGGGAUAUGAUGAAGAUCCUAACUGCUUAUGCUAUCCUAGUAACCGAGGAAAUCCUGAAUUGUGUGAAAAUGAUCAAUGCAAGCCUUCAGUUGUACUUCUUCCUAUAUUCACUGUAGAAGAUGCGCCGGAGGAUAAAAUGAUUCACUCAAAUAAAAUGGUUGCUAACAACACAAUAAGAUUAACUGACUCCUUCGAAAUAUUCGAUCAUUUCGAUAAAUUUACUAAGAAACCAUUUUUACAUAGUACGCAACAUCACAAUAUAAUAUACCAUGAGGAUCCAACUCGCAAAAAUCAGAGGAAGCGUGUUGAACAUAAACAUACAAGCGUGGGCAGGCGGUACUUUAACGGUCAAUUAAAAAGUGCCCCCUACCGUGAUACACCUGCAAAAAUAAUUUCAUCUCCAUCACAUAAAAAAAAACACAGGUCUGGUCAGAGUAUAUUUUCACGAACGGCAAUAUUUGAAUUACCAAACAGAAAACUUAUAACUAAGACAACUAAAACUCCACAACUAAUAAGAAAGGAUGUAGUUCCCAGAAAAGAUUUUACAAACGUACGUAAACUGGUAACAACUUAUUUAAAUAGAAGAAGAGCAAAUGGUAAAGAUUUGCUCUCGAAAUCUUUAAAUAAAGAAAUCAAACAUCUGUUUAAUGAUUCGUCUUUGGAAGAGCAUGAAAAAGCUACGGAAAGUAUUCUGAAGACCACAAUCAGCAUUAUUAAUUUUAAUCAAUAUAAAAAAGACAAAACAUAUGACUAUAGCAACGUUUCUAUAAAUUCAGCUUUUAAAGUAAACCAUGAUAAUGGUGAAGACAAAAAUGUACUGAACUUAAUAAAUGAUUUAAAAACUGAAGUAAAACAUAUACAUUUCGAUAAGAAGGAGAAAGAAAUAUUCGAUGCUAAACUUCGCCAAUUAUAUGAUACUCUAGCAAUAAAUGCUGAGGAUAAAUUAAACACUGAUUUGAAUUCAAGAAACAGUUCUAUAAAAAAUGGAAAAUACAGAACUUUUAAUGACAUAAAAACAGACCACCUUAAAGAUAACAUUAAGAAAAAUCCUAAUGAUCAUUUUGAUAGACUGUUUCAUAAAAAGUUUAUGCACGAAUAUUCUACUGACAAUAUUGGAAACGAAAAUGAUCUCAAACAUAUGAAAGAUGGUAAACCUAAUGAAAACAAACUAAGUAAAAUAUAUGGAAUAAGACGACGAAACAAAGAUUUCUAUAGAAGAACGGGUAAUGGCGAUGUAAGAAAUAAUUAUUAUUUAAGAAAAGACAAUUUUGAUGAAGGUUUGAGUACGGAUAGAAGGAGAUAUUACCAAGAGAAACUCGACAAUCUGGAAAGAAAAUUGAAGAACUUGCGUGAUUAUAAACGAAAAAAUAUAGUAGAUACCUGAUGACCGCCACCUCAGACCAAUGAAACCAGCAAACGAAGUCGAACGACGAAGAUCAGAAGAUAGCAAUGUAUUCUAUAUGCCCGAUAGGGCUAGAUUUUUACAUGGUUUUAAAUAAACUUUCAGUAGUUAGGCUUGC